Molecule: messenger RNA, 2783 nt
Organism: Topomyia yanbarensis
Lineage: Eukaryota; Metazoa; Arthropoda; Insecta; Diptera; Culicidae
Product: major royal jelly protein 1
Exons: 5
Coding region: 293-1903 (536 amino acids)
Cellular component (GO): extracellular region
Source: RefSeq, a predicted model, not a curated record
ACUCCUCAGUUUGCUUUUCGACGCGAACCGGUACGGUCGUAUAAGUACCCGGGUGGUAUAAUUUACCCGUUUGUUUCAGCAACGCGUGGAUGUUGUUUUUAGUAUUUUUGUCAGUGGUUUGGUCAAAUCUGACGUAACAGUGCAACGCAGCCAGCACAGACAGGAUUUUUUGCUAUCGCCACCCACAUUGGCAAAACGCAUUGGAAGGACUGACUGCGUCCGCAGCCAAUGCAACUGGUUCAAAUUCUACUGAAGUGUUACAUCGAUUACUGGAUUCUACGGCCGUUGCGUAAUGUACGGCAAGCUUGGGUGCCUGGUGGCACUGGCCAGCCUAUGGUUGGCCUACUCCGAACUCGCGCCAAGGUUGGAAACCGUCAAGCAGUGGAGUCUGCUGUCCUACAAUUUUCCAUGGGACUAUCCGGCAUCCAACAAAGAAUUUUACAAUGCGGAGAAUAUCGUAGCGACCGGUAUCGAGGUAGGCUACGAUCGGAUCUUUAUAGCAACGCCUCGUUUGUUCACUGGAGUUCCUGCCACGCUGUCAUCUAUUCCACGUGGUAACCAAGGUGAUUCGCCUGCUCUUCAGGCCUUCCCCGAUUGGACUCAUCACACCGCUGGAACGAAACAGUACAACUGCUCCGAUAUCGGUCUCGUGUCUGUUUACCGAAUUCGGAUCGACUCGUGCAAUCGGCUGUGGGCGUUGGAUGCCGGUGUUUCCAGAUCGCUUGAAGAUUUUGAGGUAACCUGCCCGCCUAAGAUUUUGGUUUAUGAUCUACACUCCGAUCGGGUGGUUCGAAGAAUAGAUUUCCCACCGGAGGUCAUUCGACGCGAGUCGUUGUAUACGAACAUCAUCAUUGACGAAACUACCUCGCGACCGGAGAAUAAUUGUGACGAUGUUUUUGUCUACAUUACGGACACUGUAGCUCCAGGUAUCGUAGUAUACGACAGUGGAAAAGAUCUCACCUGGCGCGUUAGUCAUCCAUCGAUGUAUCCUGAUCCGGACUUUGCCGAGUCAACUAUUAUGGAACAUCGAUUCACGCUAAUGGAUGGCAUCGUUGGGCUUGCAUUCGACGAGGAAGCUGGCAUUAUCUACUUCCAACCUUUGGCCACUGAUAGACUGUUCUCUGUAACAACGGCGGCACUUCGGUCCGGUCCCCUGCCGUUCGGACAAGAACUACCGGUGAAACUUGUAGGUCGUAAAUCAUCACAAGGUAUUGGAUUAGGUGCUUCUCCACGAGGUGGUACCAUCUUCUACGCCCCUUUCACUGAGACAGCUGUGGCCUCGUGGAAUCCACGAACUAACGAACAUCAAAUUUUGGCUCAAGAUCAAGAAAGACUACAGUUUGCUGCCGAUCUUCGUACUCCAGCCCGCGAUGGAACUGCGCUGUACAUUCUUACCUCGAAGUUCCACCGGUUCUUCUUGAAGAAUGUGGACCCCAACGAAUUCAACACUCGCAUCCUUCGGAUCGAUGGCGCCGUUUCUUCCAGUAAACCUUCUCAAACAGAAGCUGCUUACAGACCAACAUUCAACACCAAUUCCGCCUAUUACAGUCUCCCCGUGGUAACACCAUCUUCGCCAUUCAAACCCCUUCCACAAACCAUUCCCGCCCCCAACUAUUAUCCGCAGAAGCCAACCAACAUGAAGACCUACGCUUUCGUUCAAAACUACCUGCCGAACAGUAAGCAACCGUAUCCCUACGAACCAGUUCCCAUUAUUGACAGAACCAAAACCAACCCAUUCUUCAUCCUUAAUAGUGGUGAAAAGCCCUUCCCUCCUAUGCGUCCGAGACCUCAGUAUGGUUUGAACGGAGAAAUUUUCUUCCCGAAAGUGAACCAUAACUUUAAUGACUUUAACGGUCUCCGGUAUGCGAAAAGUUUACGGGCCAAUAUGACCGUGACACACUAAAACCUGAACGCAUGGGUAGCAAGUGCCUGUUUUACCCCUCUUCUAAUCGUUUGUGGAAGACGGUUCUAAAAUAUGCCCUUGACGCACACACUUCUCCCUCACGUGUAAAUAGUAUCACAAAACUCAUCUAACUGACUGCGUUUUUCGUGACUACCUGAGACUCAGUUCCAAUCUGUUAGUUUCGGAUUCAGUUCAGUUGUGCCUUAGAUAUUUAUUUCUGUUUGUACCAUAAGCGAUCCGCUCAUUGAACAAUCCUCAGUUAUUUUAGUGAUUGCUACUCACAUACUAAAAUCAUAAACUUCUGCACAAUUCUUACGAUAUUUAAAUUUUGUCUACCUUCAGCGGCGUAUAAUUUUAUCUGUCUUACUCUUGCCCUACACAUCUAUUUGCAUUUGUUAAGCCAUAGUUCAAUGCAUUUAGUCUUGCCUAGUGAUCGCUGAAAUAGCACCUGUCUCGAAUCUCCAUCUAUGAUAGUUUAAAAAGUGUAGCAAAACUGAACUCAUUUCAAUUGAAACGGUGCGGAACCAUUAAACUGGCCGUAUUCAUGUGUACAUAAAUCGAUAAAAAAUAAUACUGGAGCUAGAACAAGCAAUAAUUGUUUAACGAACGCAACAUGACUGCCCAAUGGUUUCCAGAGCAGAUAGUAGCAAAAAGUAUAGGAAAAGGUUGUACUAGAUAAUUGCCGGGAGUGAUUUUGUUCGCUUUUUUGAGAAACCACGACAACAGCUAGGAAAUACACGUGAAGAAUCAAUGUCGACAUCAACAUGCUUGGAAAUAAACAUACGAUUGUGUGGCUAAUAUGAGCGAAUGAGGAAUAAUAAAUUUUUCUAGAUAUAGAGCGCCUGAGAGUUUAGGACUGAUGAAUUUUCUAGAACAUUAA